GAGAGUAGGCGCGUCACACGCUCGUGGGGGGAAAUCAAGAGGGCGAAACGGCUCGUGGACACAAUGGAUUUGCGAACAGAAGGAUUUUGCGUUGAAUAAUCCACAGGGUCUUCCAUGAACACGACAAACAAGACGUAGAAGCAGAGGGCUGUGCCAUUUCUGCUCAUCUUUACUGCUGUUUGAUUAACCAUGAUGAAGACUGAACCCCCAUCUGCACCCAGCGGCAGCACAGCCACCCCCCUCGUAUCCCGAAGCGCCUCCCCGCACAGGAACGCAUAUGAGGCUGGAAUUCAAGCUCUCAAGCCGGUAAAAGACCCAAGUGCUGUGAAUGGAGAUGAAGGGAAACCUCGACAGCAGGGUCGGGGCCGCAGGUACGGCUCCAAUGUGCACCGCAUCAAGAACAUGUUCAUGCAGAUGGGUUCUCCUGGAGAAGAAGGGGACCCGUCGAAGCCCAACGAUCAGUCUAUCCGACUUUCUCUCCCUAGAGCGAGCAGUCUGAAUGAGAAUGUGGAUCACAGUGCUCUGCUCAAACUCGGCGGGACUGUGUCAGAGCGGGUUAGCCGCUUUGAUGGAAAGACUGAUGGCAGCGGUUCACGCGGGGCAGUCAACAGCGUUUCCAAGCUGCAGGAAACGCGCAAGAUAUUCGAACAACGCCACCUACAGGAGAAGCAGGCCGCAACCAAUCGAAUCCUGUUGAAGAAAGAGCGGGCAUCAGGAUUUCAGGACAGCCGUCUGGAUGUUUUGGUUCGCUUCAAUGGAAGUACAGAGUCCUUGGACAGGCUGGACCCUGAGGAUUGUCCCGCAGAUGCUGUGUCUCCUACGGUCAGCCAGUUAAGUGCUGUGUUUGAACAGUGUAACAACCUUCACCGACCGUCCUCGACUUCCCCAACCCCAUGCAAGCUUGAAGGAAGCAACUCAAAAACCACCAAUGAGGACCAAGCUGUCCCUCCGACAGACACGCAGGAGGAGGGAGCUCAGCAAAAGGACCCAGAGGUUGCUCCUAAGAGUCCGAAGUUCAGGACAGGCAUUCUGCCAGAUGGACCCAACAAUAAACCACGUGAAGAUGUGUUAUCUGGCACAGCGAAUACAAACCUAGAGAAGAUCCAGGAUGCUUCACACGCAGUUAAAGCGUCCAAACCUGGGGAGCAUCCAUCAUCCGGCACGGCAGAUGCAGGGAGCAGACUGGUACAGGCCGAUGUCCACACCUCGCUUGAAAACGGGGAGGCCACCAGCAGCUCAGAACAAAAGGAGGAAAUCGGACAAGCAGCUGGAGAGGCCUGCACUGAGGAGGAACCCCACAGAGAGGAUAUCUCAGAAGCAGACUUGGUGGACAUCAGCGCAUAUAGCGGAAUCGGAGAGGACUCCGGAGGUAGCCAGCUGGACGACGAUGAGGAGCCAGAGGAUGAUGAUGCUUAUGAACCAGAAUCCAGCUGUUCAGAGAUCCCCGGACUUCCGGAAGAAGAUGAACCUCCACCAAGCAGAAAGAUUGGUUUCAGUUCAAACCCAAUUAAGGUUUUCACCACAUACUCCAACGAAGAUUACGACAGACGCAAUGAUGAGGUCGACCCCAUGGCAGCUUCGGCCGAGUAUGAGCUGGAGAAGCGUGUGGAAAGAUUGGACCUCUUCCCCGUGGAGUUAGAAAAAGAUAAAGACGGAUUGGGAAUCAGCAUCAUCGGGAUGGGAGCCGGCGCAGACAUGGGCCUGGAAAAACUGGGAAUCUUCGUCAAGACGGUCACGGAUGGAGGAGCCGCCCAUCGAGACGAAAGGAUCCAGGUAAAUGACCUGAUAGUGGAGGUGGAUGGAACCAGUCUGGUGGGCGUGACGCAGAAUUUCGCAGCAUCCGUCCUGAGGAACACCAGCGGAACUGUCAAGUUUGUGAUUGGCCGGGAGAAGCCAGGGGAGCAGAGCGAGGUGGCCCAGCUGAUCCAACAGACGCUGGAGCAGGAGAAAUGGCAGAGAGAAAUGAUGGAACAACGAUACAACCCCUACAUGGAGGAGGACGAAGAGACGGGUGAAUACGCCACAGACGAGGAGGAGGAGAUGAGUCCCAUGUUUCCCAACGCCAUCGAGGUGUUUGACCUGGCCGAGAACGAGGACAUGCUCUCUCCUGUGGAGAUGGACCCAGAGAAGCUUGCGCACAAGUUUAAGGAGCUUCAGAUAAAGCAUGCUGUAACUCAGGCCGAGAUCCAACAGAUCAAGAGGAAGCUGGCUCAUGCCGAGCAGGAUAAGCUGCGCUGGCGGAUGGAGAAAGCUCAGCUGGAGCAGACGGUGAGGGAGAAUAAGGAGCGGAUGGAGAAGUUGGAAGGGUAUUGGAUGGAGGCUCAGAGCUUAUGCCAGGCGGUGGACGAUCACCUGAAGGAGACGCAGACACAGUAUCAGGCACUGGAGCGCAAGUACAGCAAAGCCAAGCGCCUCAUCAAAGAGUUCCAGCAGAAAGAGAUCGAGUAUCUGAAGAAGGAAACGGCUCAGCGCAGAGCACAAGAAGAAUCAGAGGCCGGUCACAAGGUGGAGACAGAAAACCUCCAGGAAAAGAUUACAGACUUGGAAUCCAAGGUGGGCGCUCUGAAGAACCUAGAGCCUUCGUAAGCUUCCCUCUGCGGAAAAGAGGGAGAAACAAGAGAAACGCCGCCCACUCUCCCCCGCCCACAUUCUUCCUCCACGACCUGAAGCCGAACCGAUGAACUGCAGGAAACAUGAUGAUGGGGGAGUUACCGGGGAAACGGAGUGGACAAACCAAACACACUGUACCAGACGCUAGACGGACGUCUACCCAUCAGCCCCUCAGGAGGCCCUUUAAUAUAAGCAUUUAGUCACGUUUUCCUCCUUACUUUCUAAACGCCUUUAAAGGAAUCUCGGAUGUAUCUGCACUCGGCAGGAAUGUAAAACUCGAAACGCUUGCAGCAGAAGCUUGUAACUCAGACGCAGACAGAACGGAAGCCCCCGUUAAUGAGGAGACGAUCGGAGCGAAUGGACUGUUUGUAUAUAUUUAAAUAUUAAAUAUUAAAACCGCUUAAGCAAUGUGCCGGGGGGGGGGGAGGGGGUAAGGGCUUUUACCUUUCACAUAGGCAAAUAAUAAGGUAAAAACACGUGUCCAUUUAAAUUUUUUGCAUGGACAGAAUUUGCAAACAGGGUGUGAGGAGUGUAAGUUUGUCGUUUAGUUUUAGCAUUCAGGGGCUUUUAGUGUCAUGUAAAAAUACAUGAUCAUGAAACAGUGUUAAAAGAAAGGGGGAUUAUAGGUAAUAUUUUAAUCAGUUAUGGAGCGCAGCGUUCAUGUGAAGCCUGAAAACUGUCAGGGGUCACCACACGGUUUGUCUCUCUUACCCACACUCUUAAAUAUAAAGAUGCUUCACGAUGCCAUAGAAGAACCUUUGGUUGUGUGGUACCUUAUAGAACAUGUUACAUCCAGACAACCAUUCUAUUCCACAAUAGGUUCUAUUUGUAGCGGACAAAGGUUCUUAUAACGAUAAAGAUAAUGAACCUUUGAUUGAAUGGUUCUUUGUGGAACCAUCUAAGACAUUGCUGUGAAGAUCCAUUUGGUAGCGCGUGUUUUUCUGUCAAGUUAGUUAAAGUUCAUCCAAAAAUAAAAUUCUGUCACAAUUGUCUUCUCUUGUCAUUUCAAACCUGUAUGACUUUUUUCUUCAGCAGAACACAAAAGAAGAUAUUUUGAAGAAUGUCGGUCACUGAACAACGUCGGUACCCAUUGAGUUCUAUUGUAUGGACAAAAAAACAAUCAAAGCCUCUGUAAAUCGGUUGCCAACAUUCUUCUAAAUAUCUUCUUUUGUGUUUUAAUGAAGAAAGUCAUACAGGUUUGAAACGACAAAGAGUGAGUACAGGAUGAGACCAUUCUCAUUUUUGGUUGUACUAUCACUUUAAGCAGACUCCAGGUAUGAGACUUUACAUUCAGAGAAAGAAUUGUGUAUCACGGCCUUUUUUAAUCCGACUCAUUAUCUUUUACCAGCACUCUUUGUUGCGCAGUCUUUCUCUUUUUGUAUCUGGAGACCACAGUAACACACACUUGGAACUGCAGAGAGUGCUUGAGAAUUGUUUGCCUGUCCUUUUCUUCCAGCAGAAUGUGCAUUCAGUAUUAUUAAUCCAUUAACAAUCAUGUGGAAUAUCUCUUUUGUGGUGUUAUAAUCCACAAAUGUCUCAAUGUAUGUUUAAAUUAGAGUUUGUUUCGAUUGUACUCCUGGGGAAACUGGAAUUUUGACAGCAGUUAAUGGGGCGUUUAAGGCUUCAGGUGUUUUGCCUUUUGCAUCUGCAACUUAAAUCAAGAGCUGGUCUUAGAUCAGCAUUCUUCCAACAAAUCCAUUCAGACAUGUUGAGACCUCAUUCAUGACAUGAAUCCUCGAUAAAUCAUUGCAUUUGAUUUAAUGUAACGGUGCACGUAAAGAGAUUAUUUCUUCAGUUAGAUCUGAUAGCUGUGUUCUGUUGUCCUCUGUGUUUGAUUCAGUGAGAAUCAUCACAUUUUCAGUCCUUGUUUUUUAAAUGCAGUAUUGAAAAAACUCAAGUAUUUUAGUGUUGUCAAAGACGUUUUGUGAUUUCAAGGUCUUCAUUUUUUCUUUUCCUACAUUUUUCUACAUGCUACACUUCUUUUAUUACAAUGGAUUAAUGGAAGGAUAAUAUAAACAUUCAUUGAAGGUUUUGUCUCGCAACAGAUUCUAAGAAUCCUAAAAUAAUUGGUUUUGGUCAACUUUAGUCAUGUAUUUGCUUAUCUGAGUUUGUUCUCAGAAGUUGAAGCGUGAAGUCCAAUCAAUGGCUUGGUAACAGUAUUCUCUGCAUAUUAAGAUGGAAUACGAGAAAACUAGACACUUCAAUUUAAUAAAUUAAAAGGGAGUAAAAGCACUGACUAGAAAAUAUAUAUAUAUUAGUAUAUAAAGAGUUUGUUUCCAAAAUGAGAUUCCGUUUUUAAUAUUUUUUUUCAAAAAUCAUGUUUUUUAUUGUGUUAUCCUGUUUUUAUUCUGUUAGUAAGCCGUAGUUUUUUUAGUUAUUAUGGCUUAAAUCAAAACAAACUAACUGUAGUUUGAUUUAUAUUAAUUGAAAUGCACAAAAAGAAAUGAGUUAUCUCAUUUUGGAAAUAAACUUAUUUUUGGGGAGGGGGUCGUUCCACAACUAAUAUAAUACAUGUUCAUUGGUCUCAAAAAUUAUUUUGAGGGGUUUUUGUUUUGUCAGAAAAUACUUUUUUAUUAAAGAUUUGACCAUGUACCUGGAAAAGGAUAUUCUAACAUGAUAUUUGCUGUGUACAGUUUCUCUGUUAGCUGAAAUGUAUUGUUGAUGGAUAUCCAGAGGGUGUCACAGUUGAAACAUUAAUUUUGUUACCUUGUUACACUGUAGGAACAAGCCAACUGAUGUUUAAAAUAAACUUGGAUCAAACGCUUUGCUUCUACAUCAUGAACUCUUCGCUUAGCUAUUGCCUUUAAUGAAAUGAACUGAAAUUGCUUCCAUGUACAGGAAAGAACUUGGUCUUGUGCUCUGGUGUAUUGGAUCCUCUUUAUAUUUCUUGUCUACAUUUUAUUUAAAAUGACUUCUAAUAAAGUCAGCUCACAAUGACUUGAGUUAAAAGAUUAUGUUGUGCUGGCGUUAAACACGCAGUAACAUAGUGGUAGCCUAUUGGAUGAAAAACGGCAAUAACCUUGAUAUUAAUUGCUGUGCAUUUUAAAGCUGUUGUUUAUAACUUUUUCAGUUAAAAUACAAAUCAUUUACUGAGCAAAAUCAUAAAAAAUACAAAAAUUGUCUCCACUAAUAAUGAUUUAUAAUUUAGGCUGGGUACAUUGUUUGAUUAAAUUUCACUUAACACCCACUUAAAGAAAUUUUUUUGCAGUAAACAAGUUCAUGAUGAGAUGUGAUGAAGAGGUGAACGUUACGAAUUGCAGUUUAGUAAACAUGGAAGGAAACUGGUUUUAUGCUUGGUAUAUGAACAUUAUUUCAGUUCCCGUUUUACCCCUGCCAUGUAAAUGCUAUCACCAGAGGAAGAUGUUUUCCAUUUGAAAUAAAUGUCACGUUGCAUAUUCACUGGCAUUAAUAAUAAAUGCAAACAUGUUCUGAUCAACAGUAUUAAACUGUCAGUUUUGAAAGUCA
Triplophysa dalaica is the source of this 6075-nucleotide messenger RNA. RefSeq names its product protein phosphatase 1, regulatory subunit 9Ba (gene ppp1r9ba). Gene Ontology annotation, cellular component: postsynaptic density; actin cytoskeleton; cytoplasm. Bases 190 to 2586 code for a protein of 798 amino acids. The record is from RefSeq and is a predicted model, not a curated record. Gene Ontology annotation, molecular function: actin filament binding. The transcript has 11 exons. NCBI's taxonomy places the organism in Eukaryota, Metazoa, Chordata, Actinopteri, Cypriniformes, Nemacheilidae. Gene Ontology annotation, biological process: neuron projection development; actin filament organization; calcium-mediated signaling.